AUGAGUAGUAUAGUUAAGAAAUCUACUCAUUUCAUUCCAAAUGUUAAGAGGCCCGUACGGAAAAGGGGACACACGAGAACUCAACAGAUUGUAACACCAGAACCUACCCAGGAUAAAAAAGCAUCUCUUGAUGAGCAAGAUCAAGCACGUUCCCAGGAAGGUAUAGAUAAUACCCAGGUAAGAUCGUCUCAAUUAGAUAACAUAAAUAAGGUACCUGAAGGAAAUAUAGAGGUAGAAACAAGUGUGUCGUUAGAAAAAACGGCCAUAUCAGCUGCGAUAGAGAGCUCAGACGAAGAACAAGACUAUGAAGAAGAUGACGAUCAAGAGUUCAAUGAUUACGGAGAUAUUGACAUAUUCAAAAACAAUUCAGAUGAUAUAUCUCAAGCUCAUAGGCGCCUCUCUGGUAUUACGCCCAAUACACUCAGACACAGAUCAACAUCAGUAUCUAUGACACCAACGACACCUUCCAAGGGAGUUAUAGAUUCACCAAAAAGUAUUCCGAUGAGAAUUGAAAUCCCUAUAAGUAAACCAACUAAGCGGAGGAGAUCACUGGUGGGCGUUAGGCCCGGCACACACAAGAAAUCCUCGUUAUCAUUUGCUUCGUCGAACAUUCAUAAUUCAGAACAAUAUGCUGAAAUGGACGAAGAACAAGAAGACAAUUUGAAAUCAGCUUCCUCGGCUCUAAUUUCAGGGGACUCAAGAUUUAUUGUAGGUGUCGAUCCUGAGACAAACAGAUUAAGGAAGUUUAGAAUUUUAAGGGCAAAUGAAAACAGGACUGAUAAGUACUAUGAAGGCGGAAGGAAAAUACCUGUUGCACCAGAGGACUUGAAUACAAAUAUAACGAGUGCAUCUCAACUCCCCAAAAAGGUCAGGGAUGAAGACAUGGCACUUUAUGCUCAAGUCGGUGUUGACGUUGGCGAGAUAACUAUGGCAGAUCUUUGUAAACCAAACCUACCAAUUGGAGAGCUAAGCGAUAACUACUCUUUAGUGAAAGAAGCUCAAAAUAAGAUCAAGAAAGAAAAGGAACAAAGAAAACGGGAUCGUAGGAUUGCGCGUCAGAAAAGAGUGGCAUUGGAAGAAGUGAAUGGCCAUAAUGCUCUAGAAAACCAGGAAGUCAAAAAAGAAAAAGACUUGCUAAUUGAAGAAGAGCCAAGACUAAGCUCAACGCUUAAGUUGACUAUGAAAGAUGGAAAAAUUAGUUAUGACGAAGAUUCCACGGUGAGGGGCAGAAAUGCAAGACCUGAUAAUAACAACAAGUCUAGAGAAGAGUCAAAUCCGUAUGAAAAUCCAAUUACAUCCUCAACAUAUUCUAAAAGAAAGCAUACUGAUCGUUGGACUUCAGAAGAGCUCAAACAAUUUUAUGAGGCAUUGAGCACCUGGGGUACAGACUUCACUUUCAUUGCACAACUCUUUCCUUAUAGGACUAGAAAACAAAUAAAAUCGAAGUUCAAUUUGGAAGAGAAAAGAUACCCUGAGAUCAUAGAAAUGGCUCUAAAGAGGAAGUUGCCAGCUGAUUUUGAAAAAUAUUGUAAGGACUCCAAGAAUAAAUUUGAAACUUUGGAGUUUUAUAAUGAAGAAUUGAAGCAAGUAAGGGUGAAUCAUGAAGAGCAUAUGGACUUGAUCGUUAAGGAAAGAGAAAGGGCUAUGCAAGAAGACGCAGAAGCUAAUAGAAGAAGAGAAAUUGAGCUCAGAACAGGUUCUAAACCAUUACCAAGGAAUGAGAGGAUUAAAGAAUUGCGUAAAAACCAAAUGGUUAUUGGUACAAUUGAAGAUAUUAAAAAACAAAGGAAUGACUAA
Molecule: messenger RNA, 1797 nt
Organism: Priceomyces carsonii
Lineage: Eukaryota; Fungi; Ascomycota; Pichiomycetes; Serinales; Debaryomycetaceae
Product: transcription factor TFIIIB subunit
Exons: 1
Coding region: 1-1797 (598 amino acids)
Biological process (GO): transcription by RNA polymerase III; RNA polymerase III preinitiation complex assembly
Cellular component (GO): transcription factor TFIIIB complex
Molecular function (GO): RNA polymerase III general transcription initiation factor activity; TFIIIC-class transcription factor complex binding
Source: RefSeq, a predicted model, not a curated record